GACCCGUCCAGCAUGUCUGAAGUUGGAGGCUACAGGGAAACGUUCAUCGAGUCCGUUGACAAGGACCUGGAGUGUCCAGUCUGUUUCUUAGCUAUCAAAAAGCCUCUACUAACGCCCUGUGGACAUCUCAUAUGCACAACAUGUGCUGAUCAAUUGACAAGUAAUGGUGAAUUGAAAUGUCCUAUGGAGAACAACAAGUUCCCACGACAAGAAGCUGUCCCAGAUCGAUUCCACGAACGCAAAAUACUUGCACUUCGUGUGAAAUGCUCACACGAGAAAGACGGAUGUCAGUGGACCGGAGAACUGCGAUCACUCGAAGGUCACUUGUCAAGAAGUGGAGACUGCAAGUUCACCGACUUCGAAUGCAGUUUCAGUUUUGCAGGCUGCGAUGAUCUGCUCCACAGGGAUGAUCUAGAAAGUCAUGAUAAAGACCACAUGAGUGAUCAUCUCGAUCUCGUCAAGGCAGCGUAUGACGACGUGGCAAGCAAGAAUGAGCAUCUCGAACACGAAGUGACGAAACUCAAGAGUGACGUCAAUACACUCAAAACAGAAAUUUCACAAUUGAAGAGUGAUGCACCAGCUACGUUUGCUGUCGAAUGGAUCAUCGAGAAUUGGACAGCGACACUGGAGACGACCAGAGCAUUGGCAGAUCAUUAUGUCCUAAGCAGGCCAUACUACGUGUCCCACCCUGGAUACAAAGUAUGCUUGCAAGCAUACCCGAAUGGAUACGGGUCUGGUGAGUCAACACACCUCAGUCUGUUUCUCAAAAUCAUGAGAGGUCGUUAUGACAACGAGCUGACUUGGCCAUAUCCACUCAUGUAUACUAUUGUAGUUCUCGAUCAGCAGCCUGGUGGGAAGAAGGUGUCACGCAGUCAGGAUCCGCCGAUAGCAUCACCUGGUGCUGCCCCUUCUUUUCGUAGACCGACAUCUGAUUCUAACACUGCUUGGGGAUGGCACGAAUUUAUCAGCCACAAUGAACUGAUGACACGAAUGUAUACAAAGGACGACUGUGUACGAGUCAGACUGGAAGUUUUCUUAUCUUGAUGUGUACUAGUUGGUCACGUGACUAAUGUUUUAUGUGUGUUACUGCUGGCAGUUUGCGUACGUCUUUCACGUUGAAUUCAUUUGCAGAAUAUACCUGUUG
Corticium candelabrum is the source of this 1144-nucleotide messenger RNA. RefSeq names its product TNF receptor-associated factor 4-like. The coding region runs from base 13 to 1044 and encodes 343 amino acids. The record is from RefSeq and is a predicted model, not a curated record. The transcript is spliced from 5 exons. Gene Ontology annotation, biological process: tumor necrosis factor-mediated signaling pathway; regulation of apoptotic process; protein K63-linked ubiquitination. Lineage: Eukaryota; Metazoa; Porifera; Homoscleromorpha; Homosclerophorida; Plakinidae. Gene Ontology annotation, molecular function: zinc ion binding; protein binding.